Molecule: messenger RNA, 639 nt
Organism: Corylus avellana
Lineage: Eukaryota; Viridiplantae; Streptophyta; Magnoliopsida; Fagales; Betulaceae
Source: RefSeq, a predicted model, not a curated record
AUGUUGACCGUGGUCCGUGGGCUUCACCUCCAGAUUAUCCAUCACCAUGUACGUAACCAUCCCUUUCACGUAACCUUCACCACUCGAACUAAAGUAAGCGCUGUAAGCCUGAAACUUGUGGUAGACAAAAAGAAGCAACGAGUUCUCUUUGCUGAAGCAGAAAAGGAAUUUGUUGAUUUUCUCUUCACCAUUUUCAGUCUGCCCGUGGGAACAGUCACUAUGCUCCUGAAAGAGGAAGGCACGGUAGGCUGCUUGCCAAGCCUCUACAAGAGCGUUGAAAAUCUGAGCGUUGCUUGCUUUCAGCCUGACCAGAACAAAGAUUUCCUGUUAAAGCCCAGAGUAGUCAUUCCUGGUCUUAAAGCCCCUCUCCUCUUGCCAAACGAUGAGUUUAUCUCUAGAGAGGUAGGUUACGUGAAAGGGAUGGUUUCGUACAUGGUGAUGGAUGAUCUGGAGGUGAAGCCCAUGUCCACCGACUCCAGUUUCACUCUGCUUAGAGAGUUCAAUGUGAAGGCAGCAGGGGAUAUUGAGAAGAAAGUAGUCAAUUUGGGCAUGGAUGAGGGUUUGAACUUGUUCAAAGCUUCUCUGCAAUCAAAGACGGUUCUGACUGAUGUCCUCCUUCGAACCAAUCCAGAUCGUUAA